AUGGUAGCGCUUACAGUUCCAGUCGGCGAAGCUAAGGCCGGAGAAACGGCCCCAAGAAGAAAAUCAUCCCAAAAGGCACAAGCGUUGGAAAGACCAACCGAUUCGAAGGCAACUACAUUGGUAGAUUUUUUUGAGGAAUGUGUUAAGAGACAAGGUAAGAGAAAUGCCAUGGGAUGGAGAGAGUUCAUUGACACGCACGUUGAGACCAAGAAGGUGACCAAGAAGGUUGAUGGCAAGGACACCCAGGUGAACAAGGAUUGGGUAUACUACGAGUACGCCAAGUACAGUUACAUUCACUACCCGGACUUGUUAGAAUUGGUAAAGGAUUAUAGUAGGGGUCUCGUGAAGUUGGGAUUGAAGCCAGAACAAGUUGACAAGUUGCACAUUUAUGCCCAAACAUCGCAAAAAUGGAUGCAGACGUUUUUGGCAGCGCAAUUCCAGGGUAUCCCUACCGUUACAGCCUACGACACAUUGGGUGAAAGUGGAUUGGUACACUCAUUAUUACAAACUGAACUGAGGGCCAUUUUCACUGAUAACACUUUGUUGCCGCUGUUGAUUAGACCAUUGAAAGAAGCCAAGGACGUUAAAUUCAUCAUCCACUUUGAUGAUAUCGACCCUAAUGAUAAGAGAAUGGGUGGUAAAUACUACAGUGAUGCCAUUGACGCGAAGGAAAAGAUUUUGAAGAACAGACCUGACAUCGAGUUUAUUUCGUUUAACGAAUGUGUUAAAUUGGGUAAGGCUAACAAGGACAUCGAACUCAAAAGCCCUGCUCCUGAGGACUUGUCCUGUAUUAUGUACACCUCUGGGUCUACUGGGCCACCAAAGGGGGUUGUUCUUUCCCAAGGUAAUAUUCUUGCUGGUAUUGCUGGUGUAUCGACAAAUGCCGAUAGAUCGCUUGUCAGCAACAAUGAUCGUAUUAUAGCAUUCUUGCCAUUGGCACAUAUUUUCGAAUUGACCUUCGAAUUGGCAGCAUUUUGGUGGGGUGGAUGCUUAGGGUAUGCUAAUGUUAAGACUUUGACUGACACGUCGUGUAGGAAUUGUCAAUCAGAUUUAGUAGAAUUCAAACCACAUAUUAUGGUUGGUGUUGCUGCUGUAUGGGAAUCGGUUAGAAAGGGUGUGUUAGCCAAAAUUAGAAAAGAAAGUAUUUUUGUCCAAAAGAUCUUCUGGAGUGCAUACCAUGCCAAGGCAGCAUUUAAGGCUUACCAUAUCCCAGGAGCUGGUAUAUUUGACGUCAUCUUUAAGAAGGUUAAGGCUGCUACUGGUGGUGAAUUAAGAUAUGUACUUAAUGGGGGCUCACCGAUUUCAAAGGAUGCUCAAGUUUUUGUUUCUAACUUGAUCGCUCCAAUGUUGCUUGGUUACGGGUUAACUGAAACUUGUGCCAAUACGACCAUUGUUGAACAUAAACGUUUUGAAUAUGGCAGUGUAGGUACAUUGACCGGGGCAAUCACUGCGAAAUUGAUUGACGUCCCUGAUGCCGGUUACUUUGCAAAGAAUAACCAGGGUGAAAUUUUAGUUACUGGUCCAUGUGUUACUAAGGAAUACUACAAGAAUGAAAAAGAAACCGUUGAUUCAUUCACUCCUGAUGGCUGGUUUAAAACAGGUGAUAUUGGUGAAUGGGCGCCAAAUGGUGCGUUAAGAAUCAUUGACCGUAAGAAGAACUUGGUGAAGACUUUAAACGGUGAGUAUAUUGCAUUAGAAAAGUUAGAGUCAGUUUACAGAUCAAAUCCAGUUGUUUUAAACUUGUGUGCAUAUGCAGACCAAUCAAAGGUUAAACCAAUUGCAAUUGUUCUUCCAAACGAAGCUAAUCUUAAAUCAUUCUUGGCGGAUGAGAAAAUCUAUUCACAACUGGACUUAGAUUCUAAGGAAUUGGCUCAUUUGUGUGACGAAAAGAAGGUUAUCAACGCUGUCACUAAGCAUUUGGUUCAAACUGGUAAGAGUCAAGGUUUAAAGGGUAUUGAAUUAAUUCAAACGGUAGUUUUAUUGGAUGAUGAAUGGACCCCACAAAAUGGUUUCGUCACUUCGGCUCAAAAGUUACAAAGAAAGAAAAUUUUGGCUUCUUGUCAAGAUAAGGUUGACGAAGCUUACAAAAACUCUUAG
This is a messenger RNA of Debaryomyces hansenii CBS767, 2097 nucleotides long. It is a transcript of the gene FAA4, whose product is annotated as long-chain fatty acid-CoA ligase. NCBI's taxonomy places the organism in Eukaryota, Fungi, Ascomycota, Pichiomycetes, Serinales, Debaryomycetaceae. The transcript has a single exon. Gene Ontology annotation, molecular function: long-chain fatty acid-CoA ligase activity. The coding region runs from base 1 to 2097 and encodes 698 amino acids. Gene Ontology annotation, biological process: long-chain fatty-acyl-CoA metabolic process; long-chain fatty acid metabolic process. The record is from RefSeq and is a predicted model, not a curated record. Gene Ontology annotation, cellular component: endoplasmic reticulum; lipid droplet; plasma membrane.